UGCUUUCUUUCUCUUGCAUGCCUUUAUUGUUGUUUGAGCUUUGCCUUUACUUUUCUUUUAUAUACAUUACCACUUCUUAGCUUUACGACUGCCCCCACUUCCUACUCCCCUACAAUAAUUUCAUCAUAAUCCAAUUUUCUUCAUAAAUAUUCAUUCUUGAUUCCUUUUUCUCCCACAAUUGUUCACCUUUUCCCCUGUUCUGAUACUCCUCAUAAUACUUUACUUAACCACCAAUUAAUUGCCCUAUAUAUUCAACUUCCCACUUUUUUUUGGCCAAAAAAUAUAUAUGAAGUGUUCAACUUAAAUAUGUUGAAUUCCUCACAAUUUUUGUUGUGAAAAACUCUUUGUGGGUAUUAAAGUUUUCAAAUUUAUAUUUAUUGAACUUCCCACAAAUUUUUGUGGGUAUUAAUAUUUUUCAAAAAGAAAAAACCCAAGUGUUUAAGUUCUAUUGGGUAGGAGAAGAUCAUAGUGAGGGACAAGAUGGGAAGGUUUUUAUAUGGUGUAGUAAGGUCCAUGGUAGUUGUGAUGGUAUUGAUUUUAAUGGUGGUUUGUGUAAAUGGAAAUAGUAUAGGGGUAAAUUGGGGAACACAAGCAACACACCCAUUACCAGGAGAUAUAUUGGUUCAAAUGUUGAAAGAUAAUGGAAUUACAAAGGUGAAGUUAUUUGAGCCAGAUGAAUAUGCUUUAAAGGCUUUGGGUAAAUCUGGAAUUGAGGUUAUGAUUGGUAUUCCCAAUGAUUUGUUGGCUUCUUUGUCAACCGAUAUGAAAUCUGCUGAGAAUUGGGUUUCCAAGAAUCUCUCUUCUUAUGUCUCCUCCCAUGGUGUUAAUGUCAGAUAUGUUGCAGUUGGGAAUGAACCGUUUUUGAAGACACUAAACGGAACCUAUGAUGCAAUGACACUUCCUGCCCUUCAAAACAUACAAUCAGCACUAAUAAAAGCAGGCUUAGCCAGUCAAGUGAAGGUCACUGUCCCUCUAAAUGCAGAUGUAUACGAAACCUCAUCUGAUGUCCCUUCUGGUGGAGACUUCCGAUCUGACAUCAGUGAUCUCAUGUUGAAAAUUGUCAAAUUCUUGAACGACAACGCCUGUCCUGUCACCAUCAACAUCUAUCCCUUCAUAAGCCUCUACAAUGACCCUAACUUCCCUGCAGACUACGCCUUCUUUGAUGGAUUUUCAUCUCCAUUGGAUGACAAUGGGAAGACAUAUACCAAUGUUUUUGAUGCUAACUAUGACACACUUGUUUGGUCCCUUGAGAAAAAUGGCUAUUCAAACAUGUCGAUCAUAGUAGGAGAGGUUGGGUGGCCUACUGAUGGAGACAACAAUGCUAAUCCUACCACUGCUCGGAGGUUUAACCAAGGAUUAGUCAGCCACCUCUCGGGAGGCAAAGGUACGCCUAUGAGGCCUAGUGGUCCUAUCGAUGUUUACCUAUUUAGCCUCAUUGACGAAGAUGACAAAAGUAUCCUACCAGGAAACUUUGAGAGACACUGGGGGAUCUUCAACUACGAUGGGACCCCAAAGUACCAGCUUAACCUCGGAUUAACAAAAGUUGGGUCUCUCAUUCCACCAAAAGGAGUUGAAUAUCUAGCAAAAAAAUGGUGUGUUUUGUCUUCCACAGCUAAUUUAAGUGAUCCCCAAGUAGUCUCGAGUGUGAGCUAUGCUUGCGGAAAUGCUGAUUGUACAAGCCUAGGGUAUGGAACAUCAUGCAGUAAUCUGGAUGCACAGGGGAAUAUAUCUUACGCGUUUAACAUGUAUUAUCAGGAACAAAAUCAACAGGAUAAAGCAUGUCAGUUCCCUAAUGGUAUAUCUACUGUCACAACAAAAGACCCGUCUGCUGGGACCUGCAGAUUUAUUGUUCAGAUUAAGAGUGAUGCAGGGUCAAAGGCAAUCAGUAGUGCAGGUCCUGGUUCCGGUUCUGGUUCACGUUCUUGUUCUGUAAAAGCUGCUGCUGCUAAUCUUCUAUUCUUCAUGGUCAUUAUUGUUAUUACUAUUUUGUAAAUCAUGGGCUGAAAAAAUUAAUACUCCAAUUUCCGCUCUCUUUUUUCUGUGUUUUCUUUUGGUUGUUACUUGUCAGACUGUUUUGUGAAGCCAUAGCAACACCAUUCUGAAGACUGAAAUGGUUGAAGAUAAUUAUGUGUUCAGAUGAACUGCUUGACAUUUUUGGAAUAUGGAUGAAGUAGUUGUACUUGUUAACUUUUAUCAAAA
Molecule: messenger RNA, 2199 nt
Organism: Spinacia oleracea (spinach)
Lineage: Eukaryota; Viridiplantae; Streptophyta; Magnoliopsida; Caryophyllales; Amaranthaceae
Product: glucan endo-1,3-beta-glucosidase 5
Exons: 3
Coding region: 481-1992 (503 amino acids)
Biological process (GO): carbohydrate metabolic process
Molecular function (GO): hydrolase activity, hydrolyzing O-glycosyl compounds
Source: RefSeq, a predicted model, not a curated record